Messenger RNA from Malus domestica (apple), 3572 nucleotides. RefSeq names its product pentatricopeptide repeat-containing protein At1g71490-like. Gene Ontology annotation, cellular component: intracellular membrane-bounded organelle. Gene Ontology annotation, biological process: RNA modification. The record is from RefSeq and is a predicted model, not a curated record. Gene Ontology annotation, molecular function: RNA binding; protein binding. NCBI's taxonomy places the organism in Eukaryota, Viridiplantae, Streptophyta, Magnoliopsida, Rosales, Rosaceae.
AGUAGGCAACGACCGGCUUUAAACCUCAAUAAAACCCAAACUCUUGUCCCACUUCACAGUCCCCGCCGUCCUGCAACGUAUAAAGCCUCAAUUGUCCAGCGAAUCCCACCCGCGCGAUAGCUGAAUUCUGCGAGUUGUUGGGUCUGCUGGGUUGCCAUCUUCAGUCGGCCUCAGCCUCUCUUUUCUCUGCGCUCCGCCCCUCCAGAUUCUUCAUGUUGCAUUUUCAGACUGUGCUUCCUAAUCUCCACCGCCACCGCCGCCACGGUUUCAUCUUCUCCGUCUUGCUCUAGGAGAGAUAUGGUUUUCUUUUUAAUCUGAUUAGUUGUCCCUGAUCUUAAUAAUCAAAAGUGGAUCUCCUAUUAGCCAGUUUUCUUGAGACACCUGCUGCAAAUUCGGGCAAAGUCAUGCGAUCAGUUCUUGCUUACCAUGUUAUUAUGUGCAGAAGAUACCUUAUAGUGUAUGCCACCAUCUUAUUCUCGUUUCAUCCCAAGAGGCCUUUCUAUAUCUCAAAUCCAAAAAUUCAUACCUAAAAGCUGGAAGGAAGGAACGAAACAAUUUGGGAACUCAUCUGCUUUAUGUAUUUCGGAAACAGGUUCAGCUGUUGAUGAUUCUAUGAUAGAUUCUCUUCUUACAUCCAUCAAGAAUUAUGCAAGCCAAGGAAAUUUAUCAAAAGCAUUCAAAACUGUCUCUCUUGUCCAGCUCUACACCUCUUCUCCUACUUGUGACCUUAUCUUACAUUCCAUCUCUUCUGUUAUCUUAUCUUGCGCCAACCAUAAAACAUUACCGCAGGGUGAACAGCUUCAUGCACAUAUUGUCAGAUUGGGGUCUGAACGACACCCCAUUUUGGUUCCCAAGCUGGUUACAUUUUACUCAAGCUUUAAUCUCCAUGCUGAGGCUCGUAUCAUUAUUGAGAAUUCAAAUAUAUUGCAUCCUCUACCUUGGAAUGUGCUCAUCUCUUCAUAUGUUAAAAAUGAACUUGUGGAUGAGGCUCUCUCUACAUAUAAACAAAUGGUCAACAAGGGGAUUAGGCCAGAUUGUUUCACUUACCCAUCUGUUCUCAAGGCUUGUGGUGAAAAAUUGGAUAUAAGUUUUGGCAGGGAGGUACAUAAGUCCAUUGAUGCUCAUUGUCAAGAGUGGAAUUUAUUUGUGCAUAAUUCAUUGGUCUCCAUGUAUGGGAAAUUUGGGCUUCUCAACAUUGCUCGUCACUUAUUCGACAAAAUGCCCACAAGGGAUGCAAUUUCUUGGAAUGCAAUGAUCUCUGGUUAUGCCUCCAAGGGCAUGUGGACGGAUGCAUUCGAGUUGUUUGGAAACAUGCAGAUGGAGGGUAUUGGAGUUAAUAUCUUACUUUGGAAUACAAUUGCUGGUGGGUGCUUGAGGACAGGUAAUUUCAGGGGCGCUCUUGAGUUGCUUUCUCAAAUGAUAAGUUGUGGUAUUUUAUUGGACUCAGUAGCAUUGACGAUUGGUUUGAGUGCUUGUUCCCACAAUGGAGCCAUUAAAUUAGGGAAGGAAAUUCAUGGUUUUGCGAUUCGUAGUGGUUGUGAUGGGUAUGAUAAUGUUAAUAAUGCAUUGAUUACAUUGUAUUCUAGGUGCAAAGACCUUAGGAAAGCCUAUACUUUGUUUGAAUUGAUAGAAGAUAGGAGUAUAAUUACUUGGAACUCCAUGCUUUCUGGUUAUUCUCACAUGGAUCGAGCUGAGGAAGCUUCAUUCUUAUUUAGGGAGAUGUUUUCAGGAAUUGAACCUAACUAUGUUACUAUUGCCAGCAUCCUUCCUCUCUGUGCUCGGGUAGCAAACCUUCAACAUGGGAAGGAGUUCCACUGCUACAUUACAAAACGUGUAGUGUUUGAUGAUUGUUUAUUGCUACGGAAUGCCCUUGUGGACAUGUAUGCCAGAUCGGGCAAGGUUUUACAGGCGAAAAGAGUAUUUGAUUCAAUGUCGAAGAGGGAUGAAGUAACUUAUACUUCCAUGAUUGCAGGAUAUGGAGUCCAGGGUGAAGGAAAAGCUGCACUGAAGUUAUUCGAAGAGAUGAACUUGUUACACAUAAAACCAGAUCAUGUAACUAUGGUUUCAAUUUUAUCAGCUUGUAGCCAUUCCGGUCUAGUAAUCCAAGGCCAAAUGCUAUUUGAAAAGAUGCUGAGUGUAUACGGUAUAACUCCCAAUUUGGAGCACUAUGCCUGCAUGGUUGAUCUCUUUGGGAGGGCCGGUCUACUAAACAAAGCAAAGGAGAUUAUCACAAGGAUGCCUUACAAGCCAACUUCUGCUAUGUGGGCUACACUUAUUGGAGCAUGUCGGAUCCAUGGAAAUAUGGAGAUAGGGGAAUGGGCAGCCGGGAAGCUGUUAGAAAUGAGACCGGAAAAUUCUGGUUACUAUGUGUUAAUUGCUAACAUGUAUGCUGCUGCUGGUUGUUGGAACAACCUAGCGAGAGUGAGGACUUUCAUGAGGGACUUGGGUGUGAGGAAGGAUCCUGGCUGUGCUUGGGUUGAUGUGGGCGAUGGAUUUUCACCCUUUUUGGUGGGGGACACAAAUCGGCUGAGAGAUGAAAUUUACCUUUUGUUGGAUGGCUUAACAGAGUUAAUGAAAGAUACUGAUUCUGUUGUCAAUGGGGAUAUAAGUUCAGGUUAUGAUGUUUUUGAGGAUUAGAAUAGAAGGAAGCUGAUUAUAUGAAAGGGAUUGCUAACACAAUGUCAUGUGAAUUGAUUUCAAUUCUGUAAUCUUGAGAGACACUUGCAGAUCCAGGGGUUUUUACCAAUUUUGAAGUGAAAAUAUUCUGCUAAUAUGGUGCAGGAUAGAGUCUCAUGAAGAAUGCUUGAGUUGUCCCACUUGAACUCAUCACAUGAUUCACAUCUAAAGGUUGAUGCCGGGCGGAAUUGUUUUCAGAUUUUAUCUUCUUUCUGUGCUUUGACAUUUCAGUUUUGUAGUGUGCAUAUGACUGAUUUGACAUAAUUUUGCUAAUUCCAGUCCUGCUAGUGGCUAUUUGCCGAAACUUCUUUAUAGAGAAGUUGCACCUUUGUGAACUGACAACAUUAUUUCUUUUCUGAGUACAGAGACAGCAAUAGUAAUUUUCCUAGAAUAUGGUUUUUACUUAUUUUAGUAGAGUUUUUCUAAUGCAAACUACGAUAUCAUGUUUUUCGGUUUUCUAAUGGCAUCUAUUGACUUCUCAAAACUCAGUAUUAGCGGCAUUCAACACUUCUGUUUAUUUAUAGGGAUCGGUUACUUUUGUGUCAAAGGGAAACUGCUGGCGUUAUUUCCUGUUACAUGCACCUGGUGGUGAGAGCAACUUCACAGAGCUGGUUUCUAGGGCAUUGUCUCGAUCCUCGACUCUCCCCAGUCCCAGUCUCCGCUGGAUUUUUGUGCCUUGUACGUUUACUUGCGAAUGUUGUGGAUCUCUAGUGGUUGAUUCGGAGGAUGGGAUUAACUGUUCUUGUUUGUGUAUGAGAAUUGUUUUGAAUUUAGCUAUGUUAAGGUUUCUUUGGAUGAGAUUGAUGUCUAGCUUUAGUAACUGGUUCUUGAUAUACCUUUCAUAAGUACGCAAUUCGGUUCUUGCAUUAGUUUGUACUGUAACAAGAUUUUGGACC